Desarmillaria tabescens is the source of this 1775-nucleotide messenger RNA. RefSeq lists its product as uncharacterized. The transcript has 3 exons. The record is from RefSeq and is a predicted model, not a curated record. Lineage: Eukaryota; Fungi; Basidiomycota; Agaricomycetes; Agaricales; Physalacriaceae. The coding region runs from base 153 to 1652 and encodes 499 amino acids.
ACGCCAACGCACGCUCGCAAGUGUGCUCGCAAAAUUCUACGUGCCCCGCAGGAAUAGUCUCCAUUUCUGUAGCAAGACUUUCCAAAACGGGAGAUCCCAUUUUGAAACAGCUUUCACAACCACUACUACUGAGUAUUCCGCGAUAAUUGGCUAUGCCUAUCAAGAAGGUUCUUAUCAGCCAAGAUUGCCUACUGAUCACUCGUCUUCCUGAGGAACCGCAUGAAACUAAACGACAUAUCGCUGAAAAUAUUGAACACGUCACAGAAGAAAAUGAGCAGUAUAUCAGGAGUUAUCAUCCUGCCUUCGAAGAUGCGAACUCCGUCAUUGUCUACUGCAACCCAUCGAGUAUCAACGAGUCUGUGUGGAUGAUUCACCCUACAAUUGCACAAACGAACGCUUUCCUGCUGGACAAUCUCUCCGUCGCAGGUCGAGAAGUUCAUCCUUUUGAAUACAUCCCGCCGUGGCCACCACGGAUGGUGAUCUACCCGCGUCACAUAGAAGAUCCACUGCGAGGCAAAAGUCUGAAUCCCCGUGUCCCACUAUCAGACGAUGAUUUAUCGGUUUUGAGACAGUGGUGGCCCAACAUAAUUGGAGUCCGAAUGUACGUGUGCGGUGUUAUUAGUCUCCUUCUGCACCAGUGGGCCGACUGGCGACAGGUUGCAGCGUAUGGAUGGUCAUGGACAAUAGGGGGAUUGCGUGCUCAAAUUGAAUCCGUCCAAGCUAUCGAGCCUUCGGUUGACAGGACGCCUUACGGACUGCAGGAUGGUACUCGGCGAUAUUCACAGACUGGCACAAAACAAAUUGGGUCGACUGGGCUUCGGAUUCGAGGUCGAUUUGGGCCAGACAAGAGCACUGUAUCGGAUGCGAUAACGACUAACACGCAUUCCUUCGUUUACACACCAUGCGGCAUGUCUAUGCACUCUUCACUCACGGAUGUUCCUAUACGAGAGAUUCUGUUUGACAUAGUACACGACAUAAUCAUGCUGGUCAAAUAUCGCAUCGCGGCAACAAAGACUUACCGUACACUAUGUGAUUCGCCUCCCGUAUUCCGGGCCUUGACUCGAGUAGUAGGCGACACUUCUCCCCUUGAAAAAGAGGUACGCAUGGGAAGUCGGAAGGUUGGCAAAAUAACCAAAUGCUACGACUUUCCCUCCUUUGUGUUUAUGUAUCCUUUCGGAUAUCGACAUGAUUUGUCGCUGAUCACAGAUGCAGCACUACCACAAGUUACGGUGCCUCCAGGGCUGCCAAUCAUCACCGGCUUUGAACCUACAUUCGACGCCGCGCUUCGUCCUGGAUGUCCCCUUUUUACAGCAAGAUAUUGCUUAGAUACGCAGACGGCAGAACAACCGGUUCCGGUGCAGGCGGUAGCCACACAGUAUACUUGGGAGCCCGAACCUGGAUCCAGUGCCAUUUCUCGCUGCUUACUGUGGAGAUCAAGCAAUCAAAGCGAUACUACGGGUUCUGUGCUCUGCUUGGGUUCACCAGGAGACCAUGAGACGCGGGCAGUUGUGUUUCAAAAUUUCGAGGCAAAGAUUCGGCAUACUCAAAUGGCCACGACUUCGGUGAAAAGUUAUUCAAAAUACAAGGGCGGUUUUGCAUUGCCAAAGGAAGUUCUUGAAUCUGAGGUUGUGAUGCAACGACUGAGAACAUGAUAAACGAAAAGAGCCCAUUCCAUUGUUCUCGUGGAAUCAACACGCCUCAUCACGAUACUAUCGUCGCUAUACCAUGUACAUAAUACAGCCCUUAGCAAUAACUUGGAGCCCAUGGUAGGUUAU